AUGUAUUCUGAUAUCAACGAGCACGAAGUAAACAAAGAAAACAUAAUAAGAGCAUUUUUCGAUUUUUAUUCCAGCACGAACGAUGUGGAUGUAGCCAACAAUGCUCCAAGGACGAUCGAAGAUACGUACCAAAUAUGGACCGAUUGUCAGCAUGUUUUGAAGAGACCAGAUACUUAUAUCGGGUCCACACAGGAAACAAUAUCCGAAAUGUGGGUACUAGACGCAUCGGAGGAUAAUACUCGACGUAUUGUUAAACGUAGAAUAUCGUACGUGCCCGCGUUUUUGAAUUUAUUCGAGGAAAUUCUGGUGAAUGCCGCAGAUCAGGCAUCUCGAGAUCUCGACGAAAAAAUGGACCGAAUUGAGAUAGUGAUCGAUCGGAACACGAAUGAAAUCAGCAUCCUAAACAACGGUGAUGGAAUCCCGAUCGAAAAGCAUAAAAAAGUGAAUUUACAUAUCCCAACGGUAAUUUUUGGAAUGCUUUAUACGAGUUCCAACUACGACGACAGUGAAUCCAGGCAUGCUGGUGGUCGAAAUGGACUCGGUGCAAAGGUGUGUAACAUCUUUAGUCUGGAAUUCACCGUAGAAACAGCCAGCAAAAAAAAUGGCCUAAAAUUCAAGCAGACGUGGACAAAAAACAUGACCCAAACAAAAGAUCCGAAGAUCGAACCAUCCACCCAAAACUACACCAAAAUAACCUAUCGUCCAGAUUUUCAACGGUUCGGAGGCAUGCAAUUCUUGGACGACGACGUGAUUUCCCUCAUGUCCAAGAGGGCAUUCGAUAUCGCCGGCACCUUACCCGACGUUGAAGUCCACCUGAAUGGAGAACUAAUUCCGAUAAAAUCGUUCAUAGAGUACGUAUGUUUGUACUCUGAUGAAGAUCCUGAGCUCGAACCGCCGGCCAUCCAUCAUGAAAAAACCAAAGAAUUCGAAGUGGCUGUGAUGGCAGCUAAUAAUUACAACCAUAUGUCGUUCGUGAAUAACGUAGCCACGACGAAGGGAGGUACCCAUCUCGACUACUUUGUCGAUAUAAUAGUCAAGAAGUUAUUGGGAAACAUUGAUCGAGGACGAUUAAAAGGAGUUUUUCAAGCUUACCAUAUCAAGUACAACUUAUUCGUGUUUGUGAAUUGCCUCGUAAAAAAUCCAACAUUUAAUAGCCAGACGAAGGAAGAGCUGACGCUACCAAUCGAUACAUUCGCUUCGAAUUGGAAACUAUCCGAUAAAUUUCUAAAUGACGUAUGCAAUUCGGAAAUCAGAGACAGGAUCAAGUCGACGGCGGAGGUUGUUGAGAAAGUAAAGCUCGCAUGUACGACUGGCGCGAAGAACAUUAAAUGUAUACCCAAGCUUGAAGAUGCCGCCUUGGCUGCCACCGAAAACUCGCUCAAGUGCACGCUAAUAGUGACCGAAGGCGAUUCUGCGAAAACGCUUGCGGUAUGCGGUCUGAGUAUCGUCGGACGUGAACUCUACGGUGUAUAUCCACUGCAAGGAAAACUGUUGAAUGUUCGGGAUGCUUCGUAUCAAAAGCGUAUAGAAAACAAAGAGCUAUGCCAAUUGAUGACAAUUCUCGGCCUAGACAACACAAAAACCUACGAAAAAAAAGAACAAAUGUCGACCUUGCGUUAUGGAAAACUCAUGAUCAUGGCUGAUCAAGAUCAGGAUGGAUCGCAUAUCAAAGGACUGAUAAUUAACUUUAUUCACCUGUACUGGCCUAAUUUGUUGAAGCAUGGCUUCCUUCAACAGUUUGUGACCCCGAUAGUCAAAACUUUCGAUAGGAAUGGAGUUAUCUCUGAAUUUUUUUCUGAUGCUGAAUUUCAAGCAUGGAAAGCUUCGUGUCAAAAUUCGCACGAGUACGUGAUUAAAUACUAUAAAGGUCUUGGUACGUCUACAUCCAAGGAAGCCAAAGAAUAUUUUAGAAAUAUCGAAAAACAUCAGAUUGAUUUCGUCUACAAAGAUGCCAACGACGAUUCCAACAUCGAAAUGGCUUUCAGCAAAACCUCCGCGAAUUUGAGGAAGAAAUGGCUUGAGAAAUGUAUUCGAAAACGAAAAGAAGAAGGUCUUCGAGUAGAGCACCUCUACGGACAAAAUGAAAAAUCCAUCAGCUAUUCAGAUUUCGUUGACAAAGAAUUAGUGUUAUUCAGCAUUAUGAAUAACGCACGUCAAAUUCCUUCACUGGUUGAUGGGCUCAACCCUGGAUCCCGAAAGGUCAUCUACGCGUGCCUGAAAAAUGACCUAUACCGCGAGGUGAAAGUUGCCCAGUUGGCUGGCUCCGUGGCCCAAUCGACUUGUUACCAUCAUGGCGAAGAAAAUCUGAUGACGACGAUUGUCAAAUUAGCGCAAAAUUACGUCGGCUCCAAUAAUAUUAAUUUACUAGACCCCAUAGGACAAUUCGGUUCGAGACUACAAGGUGGGCAUGAUGCGGCCAAUCCUCGAUAUAUAUAUACUAAAUUGAAUGCGAUAACCCGAUUGAUUUUUCAUCCCAAAGAUGACGAUUUGCUUAAUUAUCGCACCGAAGAAAACCAUAGAAUUGAGCCAGAACAUUACGCCCCGAUUAUACCAAUGAUAUUAAUUAAUGGAACGGAAGGUAUUGGCAUGGGCUACAAUACGAAGAUCACGUGUUACAAUCCGAGGGAUGUCAUAAAAAAUUUGCAACGAAAGAUUGCCGGCCAAGAUUUUGAACCUAUGACUCCGUGGUUCAGGGAUUUCAAGGGCGAAGUUCAUAACUUGGAAGACCGCAAAUUCGCAACUUUCGGAGAAAUCGAGAUCCUCGACAAAAGAACAGUUCUGAUCACCGAGUUACCAGUUGGCGUGUGGACUCAGACAUACAAAGAGAACGUUCUGAAUAAAUUGCUCAACCCUGUUGCUGGUCAGAGCAUGUCCAAGAAAGCGGAAAAACCAUCCAUUAAAAUAAGUGGUUUCAAAGAAUUCCAUACCGAGAAAGACGUUCGAUUUCAAGUUUCUGUGCCAGAGGACGAAUUGGAGAAAUUCAAGAAUACUCUGCACGAAGCGUUCAAACUUAAGUCGAUUAUUUCGAAUACGUCGAUGUGCGCUUUCGAUUCCAACGGCGAUUUGAAAAACUUUUCAUCAGUGAAGGAAAUCCUCGCAGAGUAUUACGUUGUUCGAUUACAGAUGUAUAAUCGUAGAAAAAUCUACCUCCAAGACCUUCUAGAAGCUGAAAUUUCGAAACUGUUGAAUCAGGCGAAGUAUAUAGAAGAAGUGUACAAGGGGAAGUUGCAGAUUUACGGUCGUUCCAAACAGUGUAUUCUCGAAGAGCUGCAAAGUCGUGGAUAUGUACGCGAUCCGGUUCGAAAGUUCAAGGAGACAAGAGGAACCACGACCAAUGACGAAGAAAACACGAAUAAAAAGCUCGAGAAUGACUUACAAAAAGAUUUCCAUUACUUAUUGGGCAUGGACGGCUGGUCGGUGACUUUAGAAGAGCAAGUCGAGUUACUGAAUGAGAUAAGAAUACCAAUGGCUGGAACUAGUCCACGAAGUUCUGAUGGUGUGCGCGUCGUUCCAGUAGUAGACGCUGAUAAACGAAGUCCGAAACCUUCCAAAGAUGGCCCUAGUACUUCAGGCACUCAGAAAGAGCUACCAAAAAAAGUAGUCAAGCAGUCGAAAAAUAAAUCAACGAAAAAAGCCACUCCAUCUUCUCCAAAAAUGUAUCAAGCACCCGAGCAUCAUGCUAGAGGAAGAUGUAAAAUACCGGAUGACUACGAGCUUCCUCAACUAAGACCUACUCGUAAUCCAGCGUCUAAACCUAUUAACUAUGAUGUUGAUACUGAGGACGAAGACUUGGAAGAAGGAGAUAGAAAUCAAUCUCAUGAAGACGGAUCGUCGAAUGAAUGUGCUACGGGAGUCUCCAAAGAUACCAUAACACAACGACAACAACGAUGCCAGCAAAAAUCUAGUUCAAGUGGUACUGGUACUAGUGUAAAUGAAGAAUCUAACAGAUCAGCUGGAUCGCCAACUGAAAAUGAACAACAACGAGCACACCAAACACCAAGUCCCUGUGAUAAUCGUGUGAAUGAGGCGUCCAACAGCUCAGCUGGAUCCUCUACUGAGAAAGAACCACGACGAAGACACCAAAAGCCAAGUCCUAGCGAUACUCCAGCAAAUGAGGCAUCUGACAAUAACGAUAGAAAAGAAGAUUACAACUACAGAGACAAACUACGACCAAGAAAAAAAUUGAAUAAAAGGAAACGUCUUCGUCACCGGCAAAACGCCUCCGUCACCGAAUUCGGUGACGAAGAAUUCGGUGACGAAGAAUUCGGUGACGAAGAGAACGCAUGA
Molecule: messenger RNA, 4287 nt
Organism: Planococcus citri (citrus mealybug)
Lineage: Eukaryota; Metazoa; Arthropoda; Insecta; Hemiptera; Pseudococcidae
Product: DNA topoisomerase 2-like
Exons: 28
Coding region: 1-4287 (1428 amino acids)
Biological process (GO): sister chromatid segregation; resolution of meiotic recombination intermediates; DNA topological change
Cellular component (GO): nucleus
Molecular function (GO): ATP binding; DNA binding; DNA topoisomerase type II (double strand cut, ATP-hydrolyzing) activity
Source: RefSeq, a predicted model, not a curated record